Messenger RNA from Physella acuta, 1398 nucleotides. RefSeq lists its product as uncharacterized. Gene Ontology annotation, biological process: fatty acid beta-oxidation. The record is from RefSeq and is a predicted model, not a curated record. NCBI's taxonomy places the organism in Eukaryota, Metazoa, Mollusca, Gastropoda, Physidae. Gene Ontology annotation, cellular component: peroxisome. Gene Ontology annotation, molecular function: delta(3)-delta(2)-enoyl-CoA isomerase activity.
ACCGGUCUGAUUCGUACGCCUACGUCCGAGACUAGUAAUGUAAAAAAAAAAGCUACUCAAUCUGAUGUAAUCAUUAUCAUGAGUGUUUCAUAUCUACACAACCCAUGCAAGGUGAUCAAAGGAUUUUCCCUUUAUUUUGCUGAGGAUGUUGCCUUUAUUGUUAUAGACAGAGGAGAAAAUAGACUCAACAAUGAAUUUUUCACAGUCUUCAAUAGUUUAUUGGAUGAGGUUAAUAGUAAUGAGUCGUGCAAAGGACUAGUGACCACAGGAGUAGGGAAAUUCUAUGGAAAUGGACUAGAUCUUGAAUGGAUGACUAAUUUAUCCGCUCCUGAAUUGCUUGACUUUCUAGACUUGAUGUCUGCAAGUCUCAAACGUUUACUUUGCUUUCCACUACCAACUUUGGCAGCUAUUAAUGGUCAUGCAUUUGCUGGUGGAGCCCUGUUGGCAUUUGCUCAUGAUCUUCGCACAAUGAGGGUAGACAGAGGAUGGCUUUCUUUUAAUGAAGUUUUUAUUAAUAGAAUUUUUCCUGAGUUCCUAUUGCAGAUGUUAAGGGACAAAAUAGGCACUGGUAAAAACUUUUCUGAUGCUGUUGUUUUGGGCAAAAGAUACACAGCAGAAGAAGCAUUUAAUUGUGGCCUCGUCAGUGCAAUACGAAAUGAAAGUCUGCUGUUGCCUGAUACCUUAAGAGUGUUGAAGAGUUUUUAUGGAAAGAACGGCUAUCCAAGAGACUCAUUAAGAAAAAUGAAAGAGGCAGUAUACCACCAAACUCUGGAUGCUUACAGGAAGCAAGUGGAAGCUGCUAAAGAAAAAUCUAAAUUGUAACAUUUGUUGUCUCUGAUUUCAUGUAAAAAUAUUCUUCUAUGUAGUGAAAGUUUUGUGAUUAAAGUGUUGUAUUGGUUUAAACAAGUUUAUUUACCUGAGACAACAGAAAAAAAUGUGAAUUUUAACAUGUACGUUUCAAGGAAAGCACAACACAUAAGUUAAAAUAAAACAAAGACAGAAAAUGCAUUAUGGACAGUAGGAAUAAGUGAUUGGGGGUAGCGGAGGUUGUAUGGUGAUAUUCUAGAUGAAUUUAAUUUUUUAAAUUUACAUUUUGUGUGAAAGAAAUGUUAUUGUUUUAACAUAUAUUUUAAAAUAAUUAUUAUUUCAAUGUUAAUUUAUUAUAGCUGAGGUUAAUUUUGUUCAACCCUGUGAAGCUUAAUAUGUUGUGAUAAUUUAAAACGCUGUUCCAUUUUUUUUCAAAUGGAAAUGUGCAUGUGUCUUUAUAGGUGAAAUUAUUUCCACUAAUGUUAUAUGUACACAGGCUUAAUUGUGACAUACUACCUAAACUGUUGUUAACCCUUCCAAUAAAAUGUAUUGUGAUCAACAGAGUAAAAUGUGUUGCGAUUUUUUUUUUAC